This is a messenger RNA of Thecamonas trahens ATCC 50062, 2061 nucleotides long. RefSeq lists its product as uncharacterized. The transcript is spliced from 2 exons. Lineage: Eukaryota; Apusomonadida; Apusomonadidae. Gene Ontology annotation, molecular function: protein binding. Bases 1 to 2061 code for a protein of 686 amino acids. The record is from RefSeq and is a predicted model, not a curated record.
AUGAUCUCGCUGGACGACGGCGAGUACGCGAGCGGCGGCCAUACGCUGGCAGAUGGUGCGCGGUUUGGGCACACGAGCGUGAGCAACUACGCGCAGACCAAGGUGUUUGUGUUUGGUGGGUAUGGGGCGAGCGGGCUCGCGCUGGACUCUGUUGUUGUGGGCAAGGUUGUGCGAGACGGGGUGGAGAGCUGGCAACGGAUGGGCCGGAGCAAGGGCAGCGGAAGCGAGGUGCCGCGCGGGCGGGCGUGGCAUGCUGCGGUUCAGCUCGGCGGGUACGGCGGGGCGAGCAAGAUGGUUGUGAUUGGCGGCGAGUAUGUGACGGAGCGCGGUGUGCAGUAUCUCGGCGAUGUGUGGGAGCUGGAGACUGAGCGCGAGGAGUGGCGUGCUGUUGUGGUACGCGGCAAGUUUGAAGCGCGGUCGAUGCAUAGCGCGGUGGCUGUGGGCCUUGCGGGUGGCGACGGCGGAAGCGGCGGGGUGGGACUCGCGGGCGGGAGCCAGUUGGUGUAUGUGUUUGGCGGACGCGGGCGGCGCGGGUAUCUGGACGACGUGGUGAGCUACAACGGAGUGAGCCGGGUGUUCAGUUCUGUGACGGGGCAUAGCGCGAGCGCGGUGGGCAAGUUCAUGUAUGUGUUUGGCGGGCGGAGCGGAGGCGGGCUGCUGGGCGAUCUUGCACGGCUGGACGUGCAGAGUGGCGAGUGGAGCCAGGUACUGCUUGCAACUUCGGGCGAGUUGCCGCUGGGACGGUUUGGCGGUGUCAUGUGCAUGGGCGGUGAACGUAUGGUUGUGUACGGCGGAUGGACGGAGAGUGGAGGCUGCGGGUGGGCGAACGACGUGUGGCAUGGCGAGGUGGAGGAGGAGGCGCUUGGGCCAGGCGAGGUGGGCGAGGGCGGGAUGGGCCGACUGGGUAUGCGGAUGCUACCUGGCGUGCAGCAGACGAGGCGACAGGCCGCCCGUGCGGGCCGAGCAGUGCUGGCUCGGCGGGCGACGGCGCCUGUGGUGGGGACGAUGUCUGUCAAGACGCCGUUUGUGAUGGGCGGCUCGGGAGUUGCGCUUGCGCCGUGGCGGGUGUGGCCGCAGGCGUGCAAGGUGACGGGCAACGGGCUGUACAGCGGGCGGGCGGGCGAGGAGCGCCGGGUGGUGGUUGCUGUGGCGGACGGGCGUGGCGAGGCGUACGAGUAUGCGCUCGGGGCGCGGCAACGGAUUGUGGUUGUGGCUGCGGGGCGGUCGUGGUUCUGGGGCUCCAAGGCAGGCGCGCGGAUGAAGGUGGCGACCGAGGCCGAGGCGAUCGGGCGCGGGGUGUACGGUGCGCAGUUUGUGCUCGACAGGAUCGGAGUUUACGAGGUGGCGGUGUACUUUGAAGACGAGGACCACUGGCCGGUGCGGACAGCGAUCGCGCGGCGGGUAUGCGAGGUGACUGCAGGCGAGGUCGACGCGGCGCAGAGCGUCGUGCUUGCCGAACCGAAGAGCAGCGUGAGCGCCAACGAAAUGGUGGAGUGGCGGGUGGCGCUCCGCGACGAACACGGCAAUCCGGUGGCCGGCAGCGAGCUGGAGGCAAGCCCCGCGGGCGGGCGGGUGAUGGACCACGGCGACGGGACGUACACGGCGCUGUGGGCAUUUGUCCACGUCGGGCAAUACAGCCUGGCACUUGCACGGGCUGGGCUGGUUGCGCCGGUUUGCGUGCGGGCUGGGCCGAUGUGCGGACACAAGGCUGAGGUGCGGAGAACGAGUGAGGCAGCUGAGCUCGGGGCGUGGCGGCGGCUGCUAGAGGUGGGCGCUGCGCGCGACGAGUGGGGCAACCCGAGCGUGGUCGGGCUCUGUGCCGAGGCUGUCGGCGGGCUCGCAGCCACCAAGAUUGCUAUCGACGACGACGGCAAGGCCGUGGUCGACGUCAAGUCGUUUGUGGCCGGGCGGAGCAUCCAGAUCCGGGUGACGUUGGCCGGCGGGCGGUUGGACGUAGAGGGCUCGCCGGUUGAGAUUGUUGUGGCAACCGAGAGUGACGACGAGAAGGACGAUGAGGGCGAGAGUGGCAGCGUGCCGAUCAUGAUUGUGAUGCCCGAGUAA